Komagataella phaffii GS115 is the source of this 1041-nucleotide messenger RNA. RefSeq names its product Mitochondrial outer membrane and cell wall localized SUN family member. NCBI's taxonomy places the organism in Eukaryota, Fungi, Ascomycota, Pichiomycetes, Pichiales, Pichiaceae. Gene Ontology annotation, biological process: fungal-type cell wall organization. Gene Ontology annotation, cellular component: cell surface; fungal-type cell wall. The transcript has a single exon. The record is from RefSeq and is a predicted model, not a curated record. Bases 1 to 1041 code for a protein of 346 amino acids.
AUGAAAUCUCAACUUAUCUUUAUGGCUCUUGCCUCUCUGGUGGCCUCCGCUCCUUUAGAACACCAACAACAACAUCACAAACAUGAAAAGAGAGCUGUGGUGACACAAACCGUUACUGUUGCAGCAGGUCAAACCGCUGCUGCUGGCUCUGCCCAGGCCGUUGUCACCUCCUCUGCUGCGCCAGCAUCGGUCGCUUCCUCUGCAGCAGCAUCGGCUUCUUCCUCCUCUUCCUCUUAUACCAGUGGCGCCUCUGGCGAUCUCUCAAGCUUCAAAGAUGGUACCAUCAAAUGUUCAGAGUUCCCAUCCGGCGACGGUGUCGUCUCCGUCAGUUGGUUAGGAUUUGGAGGAUGGUCUUCCAUCAUGAAUCUCCAAGGUGGGACUUCUGAAUCUUGUGAGAACGGCUACUACUGCUCAUACGCAUGUGAAGCCGGCUACUCCAAGACCCAGUGGCCUUCCAAUCAGCCAUCCGAUGGAAGAUCCGUAGGUGGUUUGUUGUGUAAGGACGGUUUGCUAUACCGAUCCAACACUGCUUUUGACACCCUCUGUGUUCCAGGUAAGGGUACCGCUUCCGUAGAGAACAAUGUUUCCAAAGGUAUCUCUAUCUGCAGAACUGACUACCCUGGUUCCGAAAACAUGUGUGUUCCCACCUGGGUCGAUGCUGGAAACUCCAACACUUUGACCGUUGUCGAUGAAGACAACUACUACGAAUGGCAAGGUCUCAAGACCAGUGCCCAAUACUACGUCAACAACGCUGGUGUCAGCGUUGAAGACGGUUGUAUUUGGGGUGACGAAAGUAGUGGUGUCGGAAACUGGGCUCCUCUAGUUUUGGGUGCCGGAUCUACAGGUGGUUUAACUUACCUAUCUUUGAUCCCCAACCCAAACAACAAGAAGGCUCCCAACUUCAACGUCAAGAUCGUUGCUACUGAUGGGUCCUCCAUCAACGGUGAUUGUAAAUACGAGAACGGUAUCUUCGUUGGUAGUUCAACUGAUGGUUGUACUGUCACUGUUACCUCUGGUAGUGCCAAACUUGUGUUUUACUAA